AUGGAUCCCCCUUUUACUCACAGUCGAGGAGCUCGACCUCGGGCUGUUGAUAACGGCGACCAAAGCGUUCAACUUCAAAGCUUUGCAUACGCUCAAGGCUACGAUAUGGCUCUCAGAUACAACACUGAUGGACUUGGCAUGACCUAUGUGGGCAUAGUAGUGGCGUGGACCUGUCUGCUGCUUCCUGCUACCAUCCUCCUCAUCAGGAAUCGUCAUCUUCCCUACCUUCGGAUGCGAAACAUUCCUCUCUGUGUCAGCGCUGUGGCUACUCUACAUGUAUACUGGGUUCUCUGCAUGAUUGCCUACCUUCUCAAUGGCUAUUUCCCAUGUCCAGCUGAGUAUUGGAUCAUGAGCAUCUAUCUUCCAUUGGGUAUAGCUCUUUUCCAGGCAACAAAUUGCCAGCUGCUUUCUAUCGCUGCGGCUCAAAGCAAGUAUGCGCAAGGAGAUGUCGUCGUCCAUGCAACGGCACCUUUGGGCCAUCGAAUGCCUACUUGGCGAAAGUGGUGGGCUCGACUCAAGGCAGCCAAUGCGACAAGAAACACAAUGACAUGGAUAGGAAUAGGCAUGUUGGUCCAAGUGGUCGUUUCUCUGGUCGUGUUCUUGGUGUCUAAGAAGUUCCACCCCUCGUUCGGCGUCCCAGGCACAGAGCUUCGCCUUGACGAUGCCGUUUCCGGUGGCGAUGAGGCGGCACGGCUAGCUUGCCGACGGGGAUGGGAAUGGUGGCCAUCAAUCGUCUGGCAGCUAUUUUGGUCGUGGAUAUAUGCCCCUGUCCUUCUCUGGAGGGUUCGCCGUGUUGACGAUGUUCAUGGAUGGCGAGCACAAACUAUGGUUUGCAUCAUUUCUGGGUUGCCUGCAUCACCCAUGUGGCUCAUUGCAUUGUAUGUUCCUGGCAUGAAUGGCGUCAACAAGUUCUUCGGUCCGCCACUCUGGUUUUCUGCUUCGAUCGUGCUAAUGCAGUCGUGUGUCAUCUUUGUUCCCUUCUUCCAGAUUUUCAGACACCGCCGAUUGGAAGCAGAAACUCGUGAAAUCAUCGCUCAGUGGGAGCAGAGGCAGAAGCUGGAAGGAUCUAUACUCUCAGCUUCUCAAAAAACAAGUACUCAGUCCCGAUUCUCCACCAAAAGCGCCGCAAGUACAGCAAGCGGUCGUCACGGUGAAAUGUACACCAUGAGUACAUUAGAGAGGACUCUUCAACUCAACCCCAAGCCCCUUCUAAUGUUUUCUGCCCUACGAGAUUUCUCGGGGGAGAACAUCAGCUUCCUAGUUCAUGUCCGGAAGUGGAAAGCCAACUGGAACUCAAAUCCAUCGAAGAAUAAGAGUCGCAAACACGAGUUGACCGAGUCGCAUGAUCAGACUUUGCUCCGGCAGCAGUUCAAGCAAGCUGUCGGAAUCUACGCCUCGUUUGUCAGUCUCAAGUACUCCGACUUUCCUAUCAAUAUAUCUUCAGCCCAAUUGAGGGAUCUUGAAGGCACUUUUGAACAAUAUGCAGCACUCGUCUGUGCUGAGCCAGCCUCCAACGCAGCAACUCCUUUCGAAAUGUUCUGGUCUUCAACAAUUUCAGAGGAUCCCGAGAGCCAGACUGGGAAGGAUCAGUUGUCAAUCGUAUCUACAGUCGUUGGCGAUGGUGUAAAAGACGACAUUACGCCUAUUGUAGAUCCCGUACGCCAACUUCAAGAACUCAACAUGACCAACUUUGGCGAGAGGCUGCCUUCUAAUAUUGCUAUCCCGGACUCCUUCGGCCCUAAUGUAUUUGACAGAGCCGAACUCAGUAUCAAGGAGCUUGUGCUGACCAACACCUGGGCAAAGUUCGUCAAAGAAGGUUUUGCACAACAGCAGAACGAGGGAUUUCGAGCACAGUUUGAAGCAUCACUGCGCGCAUGCUACUCGAUGCUCCCAAAGCUAAGCUUGCGUCGCCGAGCCGCUCCCACCGACAAUCCCUUGGUCAAACCCUCCGCUGGAAACUAG
Molecule: messenger RNA, 1962 nt
Organism: Exophiala mesophila
Lineage: Eukaryota; Fungi; Ascomycota; Eurotiomycetes; Chaetothyriales; Herpotrichiellaceae
Exons: 5
Coding region: 1-1962 (653 amino acids)
Source: RefSeq, a predicted model, not a curated record